This is a messenger RNA of Racocetra persica, 140 nucleotides long. The record is from the annotation of a GenBank genome assembly. NCBI's taxonomy places the organism in Eukaryota, Fungi, Glomeromycota, Glomeromycetes, Diversisporales, Gigasporaceae.
CAAAGAUUAGAUAAAGGGUUUACAAAGUUUAAUUGUGAUAGUAAGUAUAAUAAUUUAUCUGCAAUUUUAGAAAAAUUUGAAACUUGGAUUCAAUUAGUAGCAAAAUCAGAUAAUAUAUUACAAAAAGAGCAACUUAUUUG